This is a messenger RNA of Balaenoptera acutorostrata (minke whale), 974 nucleotides long. Its product is annotated as RAD52 motif-containing protein 1-like. The coding region runs from base 1 to 786 and encodes 261 amino acids. The transcript has 9 exons. The record is from RefSeq and is a predicted model, not a curated record. NCBI's taxonomy places the organism in Eukaryota, Metazoa, Chordata, Mammalia, Artiodactyla, Balaenopteridae. Gene Ontology annotation, cellular component: nucleolus. Gene Ontology annotation, molecular function: RNA binding.
AUGCGCAGGCGCCCCCGAGCCGCGCGGGCGCAGCGCAUGCGCAGGCGCCCCGAGCCGCGCUCGCGCAGUAAAGAAACCUUGCUGGUGUGGGAGCUGAGCUCUGGACCCACGGCCGAGGCCUUGCAACAUUCUCUGUUCACAGUCUUCUCCCAGUUUGGCCUUCUGUAUUCGGUCCGAGUCUUCCCAAACGCAGCAGUGGCCGGUCCUGUGUUCUAUGCCAUCAUCGAGGUUUAUUCAGCAAGGGAUGCCCACAGAGCCCAAAAGGCAUGCGACCAGAAGCAGCUUUUUCAGACAUCUCCAGUGAAGGUUCGUCUCGGCACCAGACAUAAGGCGGUUCAACAUAAUACGCUUGCCCCAAACAGCUCCAGAUGCCAAGAAUUGGCAAAUUACUACUUUGGUUUCAAUGGGUGGUCAAAAAGGAUCAUCAAGAGGUGGUGUUGCCCUCCCACGAGUGCAGGAGUCCUGGAGUUGGCAUGGCUGAGGAAGGAACCUUUGGGGUCAUUAUCAUUCCUUAUGAAAAGGAAGGUAACCCAGAAGCUUGCUAUUCAGAAGGCUAUGACAGAUGCAUUCCAGAAACUGCUGAUUGUGGUUUUAGAAAGUGGUAAAAUAGCUGUGGCAUAUAGACCCUGUGAAGAGGUCACCGAUGAUGCUAGAACCGAAGAGGAACUACAGGAUUUAAUUCAAGUCAGCUACUUUUCUUGUCAGCCGUGUGGCCAAAGGGGAGAAGAAUGCCUCUCAGACUUGAGCUUUGAGGAGGAAGAGUUCACAUUGCCAGAACUGGACUAGCACUUUUGAAUUUCCCAGAAUGCCAGUCCAGAUGUUGGCCCCGCCUCAUCAGGAGUUGACUGAGACUGAGGUUCCACACCCGGACACGGAUUCGGUUGGAGAGCUGCCUACAGGGCCAGAUCAGUUUGCUGUUCCACAGCAGGAUGUGAGUAAUGAGCAAACCCAACAUCAAAAGCUCCCAGAGGAAG